Trichoderma gamsii is the source of this 1485-nucleotide messenger RNA. RefSeq lists its product as hypothetical. Gene Ontology annotation, molecular function: N,N-dimethylaniline monooxygenase activity; NADP binding; flavin adenine dinucleotide binding. The transcript is spliced from 5 exons. Lineage: Eukaryota; Fungi; Ascomycota; Sordariomycetes; Hypocreales; Hypocreaceae. The record is from RefSeq and is a predicted model, not a curated record. Bases 1 to 1485 code for a protein of 494 amino acids.
AUGGGAGGAGGGAACCAAAUCAAAUCCGUUGCGGUCAUUGGGGCUGGAGCUGCAGGAGCGAUAACGGCGGCAGCUUUGAAGGCUGAAGAAGCGUUUGACGUAAUUCGAGUUUUUGAGAGAAGAGAGAGCGCAGGAGGAACAUGGAUUUACGAUGCUGCAACUCAACCCAGCCUGCUUGGGCGACCAGGAGCAACGCCAGCUGAACUUGACCCUCCUUUGGAAAUUCCAAAAAGCCUGCCUGCUGUCUUACCACCAAAUAAACAGGAGCGAUUCUCCCAGACGCCCAUCUAUGAUGUCUUGACAACAAACGUGCCUGAAAUCGCCAUGUCAUUUUCAGAUUGCCGUUUUGCAUAUGGACCGUUUGCUCCACAUCAUAUUCCUCGCCAAUACAUAGAAAACUACUUUGCGUUACACAAGACGGAUACGUUCUUGGAGCUCAACACCACCGUCGAAGAUGUCUCCAAGAUUCAGCAUCCGUCAAAUGGUUCCAGUCAGUGGAAAUUGACUCUCAGAAAACACGAUGCUCUUCAAGACGCCGAUCUCUGGUGGGAAGAAACAUUCGACGCCGUGAUUCUGGCAAAUGGCCACUACUCUGUGCCAACAAUUCCCAAUGUCAAGGGUCUGAACGAGUACAUUGAAAAAUUCCCUGGCCGCGUGGUCCACUCUAAGACAUAUAGAACGGCCAAAUCAUACAAGUCACAAAAGGUACUUGUGAUUGGCAACUCUGCUUCGGGAACAGACGUAAGCCGGGAGCUGGUCUCGACUGCUCAGCUUCCCGUUUACCAGUCCAGGAGAUCAAAGGCGUGGUGGGAGGGAGAUUCACCAUCCAAGGGGAUUGAGUGGAAGCCUAUUGUAUCCGAAUAUCUACCUUCUGGUAGAAUUCUCUUCGAAGACGGCACUUAUCUGGAUGACAUUGAUACAGUGAUAUACUGUACCGGAUAUAAGCCAUCAUAUCCCUUCUGGGAUGCCAAGAAGAAUGGACAACCGCUGUAUGACGACAAAAAGGGAAAGUUGGUGAAGAGCUACUGGCAUACAUUCUUCCAAGACUUCCCAAACCUGGGCAUCGUGGGACUGCCGCGGGUGUUAACAUUCCGAAGCUUCGAAUAUCAAGCCAUCGCCCUCGCUCGCCUAUUUGCCAAUCGAAACCCAGUCCCGCUUCCGCCGUUAGCCGAACAACAAGCCUGGGAGGACGAAAGAGAGAAAGAGAGGUCCCGGGAACACCGCAAAUUCCACGACAUCACCUGGGAAAAUGGCGAAACUCACGAAUGGCUGCAGGGGUUCUUCAAAUGGUCUGGCUUGGGAACUUUGACUGGGCAGGGGAGAAUUCCGCCGCCGCUCACAAAGGAAAUGAUUUGGGCGAUUGAUAAUCUGAAAAAGUACAAGCCCGAAGGUGAGGAGGAUGCCAGCGAUAUUAGCGACUUUUCGGAGAUUUACGAGUGGAUUGUGUUGGCACAUAGGAAGCGCGAUGUACUUGGAUUCAUUUGA